AUGGUAGUGCAAAACCUACAGAACUGCAGCACAUCAAUGAAAAAAUCCGAAGUGUGCUUAAGCCAUCCCCCAAAGUCCAUUCAUGAACAGGCAAAACAAGAAGAAGAAGAAGAAGAAGAAGAAAAGCAUGAUAAGAAAGCCUAUAUUCUGCAAUUACCAGACCACAUUAUAGUGGAGAUCUUCUGCAAAAUCCCAACUAAAACGCUCAUCCAGUGCCAAUGUGGAACCCCCAAAUACAGUGCCCAACUGGGAUGGCAGAUUAAACACACCCACUUCUUGGUCGGCCUGAAGCACAAGUGGAACGGAAACCAUGUGGCACUGAAGCUUUGUAGAGACCCAAUUUUCCGAACAGGAGAUAUACAUAUUGUGAGUUCAUACAACGGUUUGCUUCUAUGCGAAGACAGGUUGAUGGGAUCGGUGAGUCUUUACAUUUCCAAUCCCAUUACCGCUGAGUCUUUAGCAAUUCCAAAACCUUUGAAAAUCCGUUUUACAAAUUGUUAUUCUGGCUUUGGGUUUAGUCCCAUCAGUGAUGUCUACAAAGUUGUUCUGAUUAAUAAGCCAAACAAUGAGUCCAAGGAACCGGGGGCGAGGGUUCUCACCGUUGGUUGUACUACUUGGAGAAUCAUCGAAGGUUUUGAGAUUUUCGCAUUAUCAUAUGGUACUUAUCAUAAUGGAUUUAUUCAUUGGUUAGGCCGGCGUACGGAUUCUCUCGGGAUCUUUGCUUUUGAUGUUGAAACUGAGCAUUUCCAGCAAUUUCCCCUACCCCCUUUCCAGUUUGAUAUGGACAAUAUGCCUAAUUAUAAGCUUGGAGUCAUGAAAAGUUGCAUCUCUUUAACAGUUCAUUUGCUUAAUAAUAUAACCGUUUGGGUGAUGAAGGAGUAUGGCGUUGAGGAAUCUUGGACCCAAGAGCUUGAAAUUUGCAAGAACUGGGGUUCCUGUCGUUCAUAUUAUUUCAAAUCCGUAAAAUUUACCGAGGAUGGAAAAGUAUUGAUAUUAGGUAGGGACGGAUAUUUGCGAGUUUAUUUUCCUAAUACAGGGGGCUUUGCGUGGAUUCAUAUCGAUGGGAUAUCAUGGAAUAGUGACGCACUUGUCCACGUUCCAAGCUAUGUUUCACUUAAAGAUGUUAUCAGAGGUUAG
Molecule: messenger RNA, 1137 nt
Organism: Pyrus x bretschneideri (Chinese white pear)
Lineage: Eukaryota; Viridiplantae; Streptophyta; Magnoliopsida; Rosales; Rosaceae
Product: F-box/kelch-repeat protein At3g06240-like
Exons: 2
Coding region: 1-1137 (378 amino acids)
Source: RefSeq, a predicted model, not a curated record